Messenger RNA from Venustampulla echinocandica, 4872 nucleotides. RefSeq lists its product as uncharacterized. The record is from RefSeq and is a predicted model, not a curated record. Bases 1 to 4872 code for a protein of 1623 amino acids. Gene Ontology annotation, molecular function: nucleic acid binding; RNA helicase activity; ATP binding. NCBI's taxonomy places the organism in Eukaryota, Fungi, Ascomycota, Leotiomycetes, Helotiales, Pleuroascaceae. Gene Ontology annotation, cellular component: nucleolus. The transcript has 5 exons.
AUGGCUUCAUCAGCGGCCAAACGUUGCGCCCCGAUAGCGACGGUGAAGGGAUAUCAAAAACCCCAGAAACGGCAGAAGAUCGAGCUUGCGAAGAAAGAUGUUCCAGCCGUGGAGAAGAAACCGGUCGUCGUCGAUUCGCUGCCGUGGAACGAAGUUAAAUUGCCGGAUAUGUUUGAUGAUGCAGAGGGGUUUUAUGGGCUUGAAGAGGUAGAAGGUGUGGAGGUUAUUCGUGAAGGAACUCAGCUCAAAUUUGUAUCUGCGAAUACACAAACGGUCGAUCAUGACGAUGUUUUUGAAGGGUUUGGCGAUGAUCCUGUUGAGCCAUUGGCUGCGGAUAAGGAGUCGAAUGGUUUGAAGAAAUCGGGUAAAGAGAAGAACGAGAAAAAGAAGGCAAAGGAAAAGAAGGAGAAGAAGGAGAAGAAGGGCAAGAAAGCCAAGAAAGAAGACUUAGAGGAGGUGGAGUCCGAAGUAGAGGACAAGGAAGGACCGAAUCCGCUCCAGAUGAAUGCGUUCAAGUUGCUGGAACAAGAUGAAGAAGAGGGGAUAGAUAUGUCAGCAUGGUCUGAAUUGGAUAUCUCCUCCGCAACGCUCGCCUCACUGUCAAAGCUGGGCUUCGCAAAGCCAACGCCUAUUCAAUCAGCAGCAAUAGCAGAGAUCCUUGCAGGGCAUGAUGUAGUUGGAAAAGCAGCGACUGGGUCUGGAAAGACAUUGGCUUUUGGGAUACCCAUAUUGGAAAGCUGGCUUGAGACCUACGGCGAGCUGGAGGAAGAGCACGAAAAGGACCCCCGUCCUCCCACUGCACUGAUCCUAUCCCCGACCCGAGAACUGGCGCAUCAGCUAUCUGAACAUAUCAAGGUUCUAUCCAGCGGGCUCUCGAAUUAUCCUUACGUGGCUACCGUUACUGGAGGCCUGUCCCUUCAAAAGCAGCAACGUCAACUUGCGAAGGCCGAUAUUAUAAUUGGCACGCCGGGGCGCCUGUGGGAGGUGAUGAGCGCAGAUAUUGCGUUAUCGGAAUCGCUCAAAAAGAUCAAGUUCUUGGUCGUUGACGAAGCUGAUCGGCUCUUAACUGAAGGCCAUUUCAAGGAAGCGGAAGAAAUUCUCGGUGCCUUGGACAGGCAACAGGGCGCAGCUGAGGGUGAUGAAGCGGUCCCCCCGACUCGGCAAACUUUGGUGUUCUCCGCAACCUUUCAUCAGGGCUUGCAGCAAAAGCUGGCUGGGAAGGGAAAGCAUGGACUUAUGGAUGAGAAAGAUUCAAUGGAAUAUCUUCUGAAGAAGCUUAAUUUCCGAGAAGAUAAACCGAAGUUCGUGGAUGUCAACCCUGUUUCUCAGAUGGCAGAGCGUUUGACAGAGGGAAUGGUUGAAUGUGCUGGCACCGAAAAGGAUCUGUAUCUCUAUUCGCUGCUUCUAUAUCACCCAAACCAACGUACUUUGAUCUUCACCAACUCAAUCCAUUCAGUUAGGCGUCUCACUCCUCUGCUACAAAACCUCAAUCUCCCAGUCUACGCUUUACAUUCUCAGAUGAUACAGAAGGCCCGACUACGGUCAAUUGAACGCUUCUCCUCUCCAAAGUCUCCGGGGUCAAUACUCGUCGCCACCGAUGUUGCUGCCCGAGGUCUCGAUAUUGGAGGCGUACAACUAGUAAUUCAUUACCAUCUACCACGCUCUGCUGAUAUGUACGUGCAUCGCUCAGGGCGAACAGCUCGUGCGGCCGCUUCGGGAUCAAGUAUUCUGCUUUGCGCGCCUGAGGAAGUUGUUGGAACACGUAGACUUGUUGCGAAGGUUCAUGCUCAGAACGCGAUUGCUGGGACUGGGAACAAGUCGAAGUACUAUAUGAGAUCUUUGGACCCCGAUCGCAAAGUCGUUGAAAGGUUAAAGCCGAGGGUUACCCUGGCUAAGAAAAUUGCAGAUAGUGCUCUGGCCAAGGAGAGGAAGGGGCAUGACGAUGAUUGGAUCAAGACUGCUGCCGAAGAGCUGGGUGUCGAUUAUGACAGCGAAGAAUUUGCGGCUGCUGGUGGGGGCCGUAAGGGUCGGGGGACUGGAAGGAAGUUGAAGGAAAAGGAGGCGAGAGGACUUACAAAGGGCGAGGUGGGAGCUUUGAGAGGUGAAUUGAAGAGUCUUUUGGCGCAACGAGUCAAUGUUGGAGUUAGUGAGAGGUAUUUGACGGCGGGGACGGUGGAUGUCAAUGAGCUGUUGAAGGGAGCAAAGGGGGAUUUCCUAGGGAAGGUUGAUGGGAUUGGUAUGGAUUCAAGUGAUGAUGCGUACCCUAAUGGGACCUAUCGUCAGUUGAUGAAGAAAAUAGAGUCGUUUCUAGAAAAGGGGGUGGGGUGGAACAACUUUGUUCCAUCUUACAAUAGCCGAGGCAGCUUGGACGCGUCUUCCACAUCAAGACGCGACGGGAGCAAUCUAAUGCCGCCAAAAACUAGAGCAAGCGCGCCGGCAAACCGUGUCUACAAAUCUAGCACCCCUCUUCAGCAGAGCAAGCUUCCAGUUCAGAAGAAGCGCGUCAGGUCGUAUGGCAAAACUAUAGGCCCUCGGAUUCCGAAAGCAGAUAAUACGCUCACACAAAUGGAUUUCGUUCAAAUGACACCCUCAUUCGAGGAGGAGGAGGAGGAGGAGAGCGUGGGAUUGGAUGUGGAUGAGGUAGUGUUAGAGAAAGCCAGGAAGCACCGGACGAAAACCAUUGGUGACGAACCCCUCGCCGAAGCGGAAUCAAGGAGGAAAAGGAGGAGAACUAUGGGUGAUGAACCUUCCGCGUCAAGAAAACCGAAGAAGAAGAGUCGAAAGUCUACGGGUGGAAUACCCAACGCCAUUCCCCAAUAUCAUACGCAAACCAUAACCCAAAUCGUCGACUGGAGUUGUUCCGCUCCAGAAGAACAGCCAGAAGAGGAUCUAGAUGUGGGAAUUUAUAGCGGCCCAUACUCUUCACAAUCCCCCAAACCAGCGAGAAAACCACCUAAGAUCUCCAAAUCCACCAAAGGAGCCUCCCCCACCAAGAAGAAUCAAAGUACUAGUGGUGACAUGCUUCGUCCUCAGACCCCUAGUCGGAAUAUAUACCGCGAAAUUCCCGCUUCUCAAUCUCCAGCCACACCAACAUCUACACAUUUGCGAGCCUCUGUAAGGCGCUUUCCGCUGGCAGAAAAGUCUCCCAACAUCCCAAUACCUUUCAAUGCGACCAGAAAACGCCAACCCAGUCCUCGGAAACUGCCCACACUUGAAAUCCAAGAUACCUUUGAAACCUCACCAGAUGUCAGCGAGCACCCCCGUGCGUUUUCAUCUCCGAAAAGAUCGAGCCCUGCGAAGAGCGUUAGAUUUGCUAUACCCGAAGAUGAUGAGGAGGUGGUCGUGACUUCGCCGUCCGUUAAGAAGGAAUAUAAUCGAGUUUCGCCGUCCCGGAAAUUAUUGUGGCAGGCAAUGCCAAUAGAAAUUCCUGAUUCAGAUGCUGAAAGUGAUGAAGAGCAGGGGAACUCGUGUGUGGGAGAACAGGAGACGCAGCCUGCGGGAGAUGGGUUCGGUAAUCCUGAUUUAAAUAUCACGAAGAUUGAACCAGAAACACAAUAUGGUGAGAUUGGCUUAGAUACACAGCUCCAAGCUGAAGGAUUGCUUGACCGGACACCAAACUUUCUCAAUUUGGAGGCCAUACAAGAAUAUGAGGAGCCGGCAAAUGACAUACCGGAGGGUCGCAACCACAUAAUAGAGAAUGGGUGCCUGGAGUCUACUGGAGUGGAUGAGGGGCCCACAAGUUCCAAAACUGAAGACCGGACCCAACAAUUACGAAGCCAACGCGUGGAGUUGAACGAAGGAAGAGAUGAAGAACCAGCAAGUGACAUAACAGAAUACCGGACCCAAAUGGAAAGCCAACGCCUUUCAACCCAAUAUGUACAUUCUAUGGCCCCUAGGACGAUAGAAUCAGAUAUAUUUAUCUCAGUCCCCCCUCAACAAGUUGCAGACAUCCUCAGCAGGACCAAAGACCAUAUAACACGAAACUGGCAAAUCCCAGCCCCAGUUUCACGAAUAUGGAUCUACGAAACCGCACCAAUAUCAGCUCUAAAAUACAUGGCUUCCAUCGGUGCUGCCAAACGUCCUGGCGAGAUUGGCAGUGAAACUGGUAAAGGAAACGUCCAAUUCAACGCAAAAACCCGUGGGCAAUGGUACGCAUAUGAAAUACUUAAACUGUAUGAGCUAGCAGACCCACUUCCGCUGGCGAAGCUUGUGGAAAAUGAAUGGCUUCAAGCCGCACCCGCCAAAUUCAAACACGUUCGGCCUGCCGUUCUUGGGCAAUUGAUGGCGAACCUUAAGCCGCCUCUAUUCAGUCCAGCAUCGGAGGAAAACGAACCACCUCAACAAGAAGGGCCAUCGUCAUCGUUGACUGAUACGCAGGAGGCUGAGGAACAACUGCUCAGUACCAUACGGCAGUAUACACAACACCCAGCAGUGCUAGAAUCAGUACCGUCAUCCCACCAACCAUCAUAUCCUGCCUCACCUGAGGGCUCACCGCACAUUCCAGAGACAGCGCCCUCCAGUCCCCCCAACCAUCCCCAGCCUCACUCUAAUCAGUCUAAUGUACUACGGCCCUCCCAAGCAACAACCGUUGACUUAACUCAGCCCCCAACGCCAAGGCAGCACUCCGUCACAGAAAUAAUAUGGGAAUCCCCAACUCGCCCCGUGCCCUCCAGCAAACUCCCUGCCCCAAAACGGGAGUCAGACGUGAGGGACUAUGAAGGCCCUGAAUCACUAGUGCCUUUCUCGAUGAAUUCUAGCCAGCUUUUGACCAAGAGUCAGAUGUUGCCUGAGAGUUUGUUGUCCGAGAGUGUGCCGGCUCCGCCGGGGUUUGUGCUAGAUUCUGAAGCUGAGGACGAAGACGAAGAGUUUUGA